Messenger RNA from Gamsiella multidivaricata, 1271 nucleotides. Its product is annotated as P-loop containing nucleoside triphosphate hydrolase protein. NCBI's taxonomy places the organism in Eukaryota, Fungi, Mortierellomycota, Mortierellomycetes, Mortierellales, Mortierellaceae. The record is from RefSeq and is a predicted model, not a curated record. Gene Ontology annotation, molecular function: ATP hydrolysis activity; ATP binding. The transcript is spliced from 6 exons. Bases 1 to 1173 code for a protein of 390 amino acids. Gene Ontology annotation, cellular component: mitochondrial outer membrane.
AUGACCAUUAGUUCCAAGUUCCUACAAUCACGUUCCUCACUCCUAUUCCUCACCCUCCCCUUCCGCAUCGUCUAUUACUCACCUCAUUCCGCAACGAUGCAGCCCCAGACGAAGAAGUACCUUGCCGACUUGGCUCUGUUCGCGCUGUCACAGGCAGCGUUCUACUAUGCAUUCAAGUACAUUAUCUCUUCUAUGGAUCCCCUGAAGACGAAAAAGAAGGACGCACAUGAAAAGAGCGCCAAGGUGCUGGAUCGGCUCGGGCAUCGGGAUAUUAAACUGAACGAGUAUGAGCAAGUGAUUGCCUCCGAGGUUAUCCACCCAGAGGACAUCAAGGUUGAUUUCGACCAGAUCGGCGGUUUGGACCCCAUUAUCCGUUCGCUGCGCGAGAGUGUUAUUUUACCCCUGAACCACCCAGCUCUGUUCACAAGUGCCUCUGGAUUGUUGGGCGCGCCCAAGGGUGUGUUGUUGUACGGACCUCCUGGAUGCGGCAAGACCAUGCUGGCCAAGGCCCUCGCCAAGGAGUCUGGAGCGACGUUCAUCAACAUGCAUGUCUCGACCUUGACGGACAAGUGGUUUGGAGAGUCCAACAAGUUGGUCGCCGCCCUGUUCUCGCUCGCACACAAGAUGCAGCCGGCUAUUAUCUUUAUUGACGAGAUUGAUUCGUUCCUGAGGGAGCGUCGCAGUAACGACCAUGAGAUCACCAGCAUGAUGAAGGCCGAGUUCAUGAGCAUGUGGGAUGGACUGACCACGGGCGAGGAUACGAGGAUCAUUGUUCUGGGAGCGACAAACCGGCCCAACGAUAUUGACUCGGCUAUCUUGAGGAGAAUGCCCAAGAGAUUCGCGAUCAAGUUGCCAUCGGAGGAACAGCGCAUGAACAUUCUUAAGCUGAUGCUGGCCUCGACCAAGCUCGAUCCCAGCUUUGACUUUAAAAAGCUGGUGCAAAAGACUGCAGGAUUUUCGGGAAGCGACUUGAAGGAGGCGUGCAGGAACGCAUCGAUGUUGCCAUUGAGAGAGUACCUGCGCUCCAAGGGCUCGGACAAGAAGGGUGCGCUCGAUAAUGUUGUCCUGGACAGGGAUGAGGUCCGUUCGCUGCGUCUGUCGGAUUUCUUCCAGCAUGAAGCCAAUGAGGAGUCGUCGUCGCAUGUCAUUCUGGAGCAGGAGUCCAUUGAUUAGACAGAGACGACAAUCAUUACAAUUACCAUUUUUUUGCAGUAGAUGGAUCAUGGGGUCACUGGAAGAGACAUAUUAAUAAAGACUAAAGGUUAUUAUGU